UACUUAAGAGGUAACCGCAUAAAGAUGCGAUUUUUACUGAUGAAAAUUCAGAAAAAAAUGAACAUAACGAAUUUCAAUUAAGUCUGAAGAUAUGGACAAGAAAAUCCGAAAUAUGACUUCAAAAUUGAAACCCAACAGGUAAUACACUAUUUACGGAAUAUUUUUGUAUUGGAAUUUCUAGAUUUUUCAAAUAUUUUUUGAUCUCGCAAUUGAAUGCAACUCAAUUGAACCUUUGAACAUCUUUGAACCUUUAAUAUCUCCUGAUCUGUAUCGCCAUUGAUAAACACUUCAUUCACAAUUCAUAUAUUUCAGUAUAGUUCAAAUCUGAAAUUUGGAAGCGAAGAAAUAGUCAAAUAAUUCGCAUUUCUGGCAAUUUAGCUUUGAAAGUUGAAUAACUAUUAAAAUAAAACAAAAUUAAAUUCCGCUUACAUAAAAAAUAUGAAGAAAUACAAAUGAAGCGGUUAGAGCAAAAAGAGUACGAGUGAGAUUUUUCAUGUAAGUAAAGAAAAACUGAAAUGUUCUUUAACUCCUUAAGUAACCUAUACAUUUCUAUACUGGUUUCUAGCUAUUCUAAUUUUCUAGGCAAAUGUAUGGCGUACGUAGGCAAAAAUCUGAAUAAAACAUCCAGAUAAAAAAGAAACCCUGGGAUAGGAGUACCCUUAGCUUGGAGUAUCUGCGAUAUACCCUUAGCUCUAGCCCUUCAAAUUACUUACUUACUACUAGCGCGCAAUAUCCAAAUGAAAUAUUUAAAAGGUGUUUUAUGAGUUCAAAAAAGUUUUCAUUAAAGGAUCUUAUAAACCAAUACCCUAGUUACAACACCAUUUAUAUAAUAUUUAAUAUGCAACUUAUAACGAUCAUAGAUAUUUUUUUAAUGUGGAAGAUUUGCCAAUUUGGUGUUUUACAAAUCUUGUCUAUAUCUAGUGGGAAAAGAUUGUAUACUGUAAUAAUAUAUUUGAAUAAGCUACAAAGACCUAUUUAGUAAGAGAUUACAAAUCAAGGUUAUGUCUGAAUCAAAAUACAAAUAAAUAUUACAUAAAAAUAACCUAAUAAUGUUCAGCUAUAAUAAAGAAAUUACUUAACAUGAAGCGAGAUGUGAAUCAAAUUGUUUUAAAAUCGAUGCUAUAUGCCUAUAACAGGCACUUAUCCACACAAUUGCAUCAAUUUGUGCCAAAGCACAAGCCUGUGAGUGAAAGUGAUGUGAAACGAUUGCAAGAAUUUAUAUUUAAUUCCAAAAAAUUGCUGGUUUUAACUGGGGCUGGAAUAUCUACCGAAUCCGGUAUUCCUGACUAUCGUUCCAAAGAAGUGGGAUUAUAUGAAAGAACCAACCACAAACCUAUUCAGCAUAUAGAGUUUAUCAAAUCUGCAACUGUGAGACAAAGAUAUUGGGCCCGAAACUUUGUAGGAUGGUUUAGAUUCUCAAAGAGUCUGCCAAAUUCUGUCCACUUUUCUAUAAGAGACUUGGAAAUUGAAGACAAAAUAGUCCAUACGGUUGUUACACAAAAUGUGGAUGGUUUACACUUGAAGGCAGGAAGUAGAAAUGUUAUUGAAUUGCAUGGAACAGGAUAUCGAGUUAUCUGCCUGAAGUGCGAUGCUCUAUAUGACCGUGACUACAUCCAAGGAAAACUGCUCGAAAAUAAUUCUAUAGAUUUUGAAGAAACUACAAAGAUGAUUCGGCCAGAUGGAGAUGUGGAAAUUGCAUCGGAUUUUAUGAACGAUUUUAUUCCUCCUAUAUGCGAAACAUGUGGAGGAGUUUUAAAGCCAGAUAUAACAUUUUUUGGCGACAAUGUACCUAAACAAAGAGUAGACCUUGUGAGAGAAAAGGUCUCUCUAAGUGACCGAAUAUUAGUGUUAGGUUCAAGUCUUUCAGUGUUCUCAGGUUAUAGAAUAAUUUUGCAAGCUCUCGAGGAGAAGAAACCUGUGUGCAUUGUCAAUAUUGGAUCAACGCGAGCAGAUAAACUAAUUAAUUUAAAAAUUGAUGCUAAAUGUGGCGACAUUUUACCAAGGAUUAAAAGCUAGAACAUUGAGAAUAA
Molecule: messenger RNA, 2030 nt
Organism: Dendroctonus ponderosae (mountain pine beetle)
Lineage: Eukaryota; Metazoa; Arthropoda; Insecta; Coleoptera; Curculionidae
Gene: Sirt4
Product: NAD-dependent protein deacylase Sirt4
Exons: 6
Coding region: 1081-2016 (311 amino acids)
Molecular function (GO): NAD+ binding
Source: RefSeq, a predicted model, not a curated record